ACAUCGCAAUCACGCGUGGUUAACUUUCGAUUAGUCUAGUCAUUAUAUUAAUAGAAAGCUAUUUCAAACUACUCAAAGAUUAGGUUUGAAGGUAUCGAGCGAAAAUGGUUGGAGCUGUUAAGAUCGUUAUCGUAUUCCUACUUCUUGCAGAUCAUGCAGUAAAGUGUUUUAAACUUGGGCAGCUAUGCAGUUCAAAUUGUGGAAAUACAAUUCGUGGAUGUGACAGUCAGGGUUGUGGGUAUUACGGAGCACCAAGAGGUUCCCGAACACACAAGGGUGUCGAUAUAAUUUGCUCGCCAGGAAGUCUUGUCAUUGCACCAUUUUCUGCGAAGAUUUUACGUAAAUCAUUUCCAUAUUCAAACAACAACGAAGCAUAUAACAAUGGAUUGUAUAUUGAAGGAACUGGUGAAGCCGAGGGUUUUCGUGCAAAGAUAUUUUAUUUCACCCCUUCUAAAUAUUCAGAAGCGGUGAAAAAGGGCUCGAUGUUGGGAAAAUCGCAAGCACUUCCUUAUUCAGGGAUAACACAACAUUUGCAUCUACAGCUCUAUAAGAAUGGUGUAAUCGUUAACCCACAAGACUAUUUGUAAUAAUGCCAUGGUAUUGUAUUAGCAAAGUUAACAUAAUCAUAGUUGAUGACUUGAUGGUUAAUUUACUUCAUUAUUGUUUUCUCGUUUUUUUGCCGUGUAGUUAGUUUUAUUCAUACGACGAUGUCAAUUUUAAAAUUGUAAAGAUACAACAAAUACAAUAAAAAUCAAAAAGG
Dendronephthya gigantea is the source of this 760-nucleotide messenger RNA. RefSeq names its product leukocyte cell-derived chemotaxin-2-like. Lineage: Eukaryota; Metazoa; Cnidaria; Anthozoa; Malacalcyonacea; Nephtheidae. The coding region runs from base 105 to 587 and encodes 160 amino acids. The record is from RefSeq and is a predicted model, not a curated record. The transcript is spliced from 4 exons.